Parnassius mnemosyne (clouded apollo) is the source of this 456-nucleotide messenger RNA. The record is from the annotation of a GenBank genome assembly. NCBI's taxonomy places the organism in Eukaryota, Metazoa, Arthropoda, Insecta, Lepidoptera, Papilionidae.
AUGUUACGUACUAAAAUCUACAUUUUCUUAAGUGCCCUGGGCGCAAUAUUCGGAGUAUCUGCAUUUAUAUGCUUCUCUAUAGUUUACGCUAAUAUAGAAGCUGGGAUGUGGGCAUUAUUAUCGGGUAUACAUGCCAGUCUAGCUUUGGUAUUACACUGUCAUUACUUAAAAGAAUCACUGCAUGUCAAUUUCUCAAGAAAGGCCUUGCAAUAUAUUGGUGACUUUGGAAUUGUCGGUUUUGUGUCUGGAUUAGCCCUCACUCUGUUUUAUACUUUUUUGGAAAUCUACUAUAAAGCAGAUAUUGUUCCUAUCCAGACAAGUAUCAUAAUACGUCUGAUUUGGUCAUUUAUGAUGAUGAAGUGGGGUUUGACUCUCUAUUUGUUCACUAAGAAAUAUUUGCGUACAUAUAAUGAUGAUCAACUGUUUUCUGAAAAUCCUAACAUAGAGGAGACAUAA